Angiostrongylus costaricensis is the source of this 378-nucleotide messenger RNA. Lineage: Eukaryota; Metazoa; Nematoda; Chromadorea; Rhabditida; Metastrongylidae. The record is from the annotation of a GenBank genome assembly.
AUGACUUCCUCAAUGUGCUCACGUCAAGGAGCUUUAACAAGGGCUACUAACCAUCUCCUAACUAAUCUUGACGACAGUGAACUCUUAGCAUUGUCCCAAGCAGAGCUUUCCUAUGAUGAAUUCGAUCGCAUUUCCUACGUCAAUACGCUAAUAAAGAGCAUGACGAAUGCAAUAUUCGCCAUUCAGUUCGAAAUGGAAAACGUCCACAUAGCACUCAAUAAGUAUAGUGAAGAAGUGGAUCACCUUGAUCCUAACAUCCCAUUAGUGGAGGAUGCACGCGGUAGAAUUAAUGCAAACACCGAAAAAACACUCGAGUUACUUGAGAGAGCUGCACGUUAUCUCUUCANAGCUGCUGUUUAUGAAGUCACAGGACAAUAA